Molecule: messenger RNA, 4750 nt
Organism: Oncorhynchus kisutch (coho salmon)
Lineage: Eukaryota; Metazoa; Chordata; Actinopteri; Salmoniformes; Salmonidae
Product: transcriptional repressor p66-alpha-like
Exons: 12
Coding region: 786-2471 (561 amino acids)
Biological process (GO): negative regulation of transcription by RNA polymerase II
Cellular component (GO): NuRD complex
Molecular function (GO): sequence-specific DNA binding
Source: RefSeq, a predicted model, not a curated record
CGCCGCAGCUCCAUGUGUGUUGAGAAGCGCACUAUUUGGCAACAGAGGCGGUAGCGGGGAGGGCAGAAAAGAUACAGGGUAUACCCUGAAUUUUAAAAAAAAUACAUCGAAUAAUUGCAGCAAUUGUCACCCUAAAUACCUUGGACGAAGCGCAGUCGACGGAUCGCUGUCGAAUCGACCGAGGGGAUGUCUGAGGAGGCUGUUCGCCGGACGCGCAGUCAGAAGAGGGCGCUAGUGAGAGAAGUCCCUCCCACUGAGUCUGACCGCAAGAAGCCCAAACUAGACCGGGCAGAGACUGGAGCUCCAGACCAGGAUGAUGAGAGCUCAACUAAACCGAAACCACAACCCGAAACCACAAAAGAUGACCUAGACCAAUUUAAACAUGUGGUCAUGCCUGAGAAGGCACCAGAACUACCCAAGUUAAAAUUAUCGCUAGUGUUACCAUCCCAACCAGCAAAGGAGCCAGAGCGGGACUGGGCCCCGAAACGGUCAGAUCCAAGCUUAAACAACCGGACUGAGAGGAAUGACCACAGCGGGCGGAACAGGAUCGUGAAGUCGGAACCGAUGGUGGCUAGUGGUAUGAUCACUGCAACGGAGGUGAAGGCUACCAUUAAAGUUGAGGUCCAGACAAGAGAGCAGGCGCUGGACAUGAGCACCUCUAGAGGUCUACACACAAAAUCCCAUGAAGAGAAAGUGAAAACAGCACUUUAAAGAGGGAGAAGUGUUCCCUGUCCCCAGACGAUGAUGUCAUUGUCCUGUCGGAUAAUGACUCCUGCAGUCCGCCAAUGAACAGCUUGAACCACCUCAAGGAGCUGAACACAGACCUACUUAUGAAGACCAGUCCAGAGGACAGGGAUCGCAUCAUAAAGCAGUUGAAAGAGGAGCUGAGGCAGGAGGAGGCCAAGCUGGUGCUGCUGAAGAAACUACGACAGAGCCAGAUACAGAAGGACACACUGCAGAAGCCCUCAGUAUUGUCAGGUUCUGCAGCUCCUCCAUCUCUGAUCCGGGGAUCCAUUACAGCCAGCAAAGGCUCCCAGCAGGUGGGGUCAAGUAGGAGUUCAGGCACAGUCAUUCCUCCUCCUCUGGUGAGGGGCGGGCAGCAAAUCUCUUCCAAGCAUGGCUCCCACAACUCCCAGAUCAUCAUGCCACCCUUAGUUAGAGGGGCACAGCCAAUUGCUGUGUCUCCUCAGCAGAUCCAGUCUCUCCGGCAGCAGCAACAGCAACAACUGUCAGGGUCUGGCUCUGGAGGCUCUGGCCCCCCUCCCCUGCUGCUGGCCUCCAGGGCCAACGUACCCGGCACCCAGGCCCAGAGAGGCCUCAUCAGGGUGGGAAACAAUACCAGCCUGCUGGUCAACAUCUCACAGGCCUCCGCAACUAACAUGAAGGUUCCUUCUCUGACCACCCAGUCUGGAAACAGCAGUGUGUCUGUGGUCAACGUGAACGACUCUCCUGCUGCCUGUCAGGCCGCAGCUAAGCAAGCCCUGCGUAAGCAGCUGGAGAAGACGCUUCUGGAGAUCCCUCCUCCCAAACUUCCCACCCCAGAGCUAAACUUCCUUCCCUCGGCAGCCAACAACGAGUUCAUCUACCUGGUGGGCCUGGAGGAUGUGGUGCAGAACCUGCUGGACUCCAUGAUUAGAGCUAAAACAGGGAAGCCCCCGGUCAAGCCCUCCAUCAAAGAGCCCUUCACCUGCACCCAGUGCAGCACCGAUUUUACCUGCCGUUGGAGGCAAGACAAGGCCAAGGGCGGGACCAUCCUCUGUGCGGAUUGCAUGUCCUCCAAUCAGAAGAAGGCCCUGAAGGCCGAGCACACCAAUAGGCUGAAGGCUGCGUUUGUCAAGGCCCUGCAGCAGGAACAGGAGAUAGAGCAGCAGAUCCUCCAGCAGGCUGCCGCCCCCGUCUCUCACACCCCCUCCUCCUCUUUCUCCUCCUCAUCCACCUCUCCGUCGGUGAAGGCGGAGCAUCUAGUGUCCCAGCAACUGAAACAGGCCCAGGCUAGGGCCUCCUCUCUGCAUCACCAUCACCAACAGCACAACAGAGGACAGAGCAUUGCAUGCCACCACUCAACCAACAUCAAACAGGGCCAGCUCUCCCGUGGCGGUGUCCCGUCUGUGGGGGUGAGGGGCGUGUCCCACUCUUUCUCCUCCUCUCAGCUGCAGAGUGCAGUGGCUGCUGCAGGCUUGGUCAGCCGGCCAGGUAAGCAUGCCCAUGUGCGCUCGGCUGCCCAGGGUUCAAAGUGCAGCUCCAGUGGCAGCUCCAGUGGCAGCUCCAGUGGGAACAGCAGCAGUGGUAGCGCCCAAGCCACUGCAUGGAGGAAGCAGAACAACAUCAACACAGGUGUGACCAUGGCCUAUGUGAACCCCAGCCUGUCAGUCCAUAAGACCUCGUCCACAGUGGACGCCCGCCAGAGAGAGUACCUCCUGGACAUGAUCCCCUCGCGCUCCAUCUCCCAGACAGCUAACACGUGGAAAUAAUCAUCUCAUACUCAUUAGCAAUAACCUUUUACCAAUAGCUACUGUUGUCAACGCAAACAAUGCAAUUUACAGUUAAGGAAACGCAGUCUUCAAACUUUUGAGGAGAAGCAUUCUCCUUUCUUUCUUUUUUUGCAGAGUGUUUUUGUUUACUUCAAACUUUUGAGGAGAAGCAUUCUCCUUUCUUUCUUUUUUUGCAGUGUUUUUGUUUCUCUUAUGUUAUUUUUCACGUCUGUUUGUUCUGAAGUUCACCGAUGUUUGGUCAGUGUGCAUAAACAGCGAUUUACUCCGAAGGACAGAAAUACACGUGUCUGAAGGGCUUCCUUCCAUAUGUUCGUCAGCCAUGAUGUCUGCGAGUUCAUGAUGCUUUGAGAAUGCUGUGGUUCUCUCAAGAACUCAUGAGACGGCGUUCUGCCAACUGUGUUUGAUAUCCGACCAUGAAAACGAUGUAUGGAGCUUUACCUAUUGGACAGAACAAUGAGCUGAUUGCCCUUUUGUCAUCACAGACUCAGCAAUGGGAUGCAGACAAACUGUCGAGGUGUGUUCAAGAUUAAAUGACUGACUAGUUGAACUGUUUGCCUUAUAUUCAAGAGUACCCCCCAAAAAAUAUAAAAGACAAAAAAUAUGAUCAAUAAACAUCUUCUUUAACUGAAAAGUUAGCUUUUUACAACCACAUCUCUAUUUUUGAUGUAAAUUGCAUGUUAUACAAGGGUCCACACACUUUCUGCGAUUUCCCUUAAAAAAAAAUUGUACUUACCUGAACCAACAAUUCACUUCAUCAUGUUCAUUGUCCAGUACGGGGGCUCUGAAAAAACAUGAACAAAUGCUCCAAAAACACCUAAAUACAGAAACGCUCAGUAUAGUGACGCAGGUCUUUGGAUGUUGUACACAUGCAAUUGUGUCAUUCCAAACUUCAUCCGCAACGUUAUAUUCCAUUUUGUACAACAUCUAAAGACCUGCAUCACAAUAGAGCAUUUCCGUCUCUAAAAGGGUGUUUUUGGUGCAUUUGUUCAUGUCUUUUCAGAGCCCCCCGUAUGGCACAACGAGGGUGAAUGGCCGUUUGGGGUAAGUUUCUCAAAAACAAGUGAAACUGGGGAAAAAGUGUCUAGACCUUUCGAAAACAUGCUAUUUGCUUAUAGAAAAGGAAAAUGAUCUUUUAAAAGAAACUGAGCAGUGAUGUUUUCAGUGUAUAAACUCAAACGGUUGACUUAGAUUUGUUGGGGUAUUUACAGUAAGUUAUUGGUUAUUUUUUAGGACUGAUGUAUAAAUGAACAAUUCCUGUUUUGGUGUUAUGGUUUUAAAAACUGAACAAUUAAUACUAGCCUCAUAUACAUGUAUGUUAUUCAGCUAUUUACAGUUUGACAGAGCCUCUCCUUUCAUAUGUUUCACAUACGCAGAACAAGUAGAGAUGAUCUCUUUAUUAUAUUGUCUGUAGCCUCUGCUUUGGUUUUACAUCAUUUAAAUUCCCGAGUUGCCCCUUCAUAUGUGUAAUAACAUGUCUGUAAAGAGAACUAGUGGCAUAAUAAAGACUGUCUGAAUUACAUGCAAACAAAGUUUCAGUGGAAGACAAUACUCUAGACUCACAGGAGUCAUAUCCCAGAUCAUUUUACAAAAUGAUCUCAUCUGGUGAUAAGAAAAAAAGUUAACAUUGCAGGUAUUGUCACCUGCUCAGGUACAUUUCAGGUUUUUGGAUUCCAUGUCAUGAAGCUUGGUUAGGUACAGUAACUUUUUGGUGAAGUUUGAGGAUGUACAAAAGACUGAGGAGAGAAUAAACAUGUCUUAUAUUGAAAUCACUCAUUGAUUGUGUAUGCUUGGCAUCAGGACCAAUAACUUGUAUCCCAGACAGGCCUGUGGUGAGGUAAUUGGGUUUACUACAGUGCUCCUGUAGGCUCCUUUUACUUCCUCAACUACAGUCUCAUACUCGCUUUUCAGUUUUGUUCUCUUCUACUGUAAUUAUCUUCUGUAAAAGUUCCAUAGGCCUGCUAUUUGGUUUAUAAAUGAAUUAACAUCUGUGUUUGGGUUUCUGUCUACUGCUGUCAAAAUUGUUAAGGAAAUAAUUUCAGUGCUAGUUCAGAUGCCAUCGCUGAGAAAUAUGAAAAACGUGACACCUAGCGCAAGAACUGAAGUUGGACCACAGAACCACUACACAACACUGACCGCCAGCAACCACCCUGUUUCUUAGGGCAGAUUGGGCUCUUCACUGUCAAGCGUAACCCUCCCACCCAUUCAUGUUUCCCAGCUCCAAGAAGUACCAAUAAACAUACGAAGUCAUUUGAACCCUU